Molecule: messenger RNA, 930 nt
Organism: Cyphellophora attinorum
Lineage: Eukaryota; Fungi; Ascomycota; Eurotiomycetes; Chaetothyriales; Cyphellophoraceae
Exons: 3
Coding region: 1-930 (309 amino acids)
Source: RefSeq, a predicted model, not a curated record
AUGCGUCUCCUCGAGAUAAUCCUCCUGCUAUUCGCCCUCUCCUCACAGUCUUCGGCGGGCCCCAUCGCAGGCGCAGCGAGGUUAGCCAAAGCCGCCGGCCAGACAGCCCUGGCAACGCGCAUCGCUGGCGCCACCAUUUCCAAGGCCUUCGGCAUCGAGGCCAGCAGCUGUUGGUACGGAGGAUAUGUCAUCGUCAAUGCGAAGCUGUACUACGGCGCGAACAUCGUCGGUGCUGGCGUGCUGGGCGCGGGUGCGAUUGGCGGAGGUGCUGCUGGUGCAGCGGCGGUCGACAACAAGAACCAAGCAGCCUCGAAAGUCCUUGGAGGCGAUUUAACAGACAUCCUCACAGAAACCGGCUUCUACGAAGUGACCGACGCCUCAAUCAGCUCCGCCAUGGUCGCCUCAAUAUCAGUAGCAUCCGUAGCGAGCGUGGCUUCAGAAGCAUCCGCCAAAUCCAGGUCGGAAGGCCGCGCCGCCAUGUCCGCGUCGUUAAAAAGCGAGUCGCAGUCGAAGGCGAAGUCCUCGUUCUCCAAAAUGAUCCACGAUGCAGCCUACUCCGCAAGCAAAUCGAUUGAGUCGAAGUACUCUGAGGCGAAAAUGAGCGCUGCGUCGAUCAAAUACAGCUGGUCGAAGAGAGCGCCUCCGGCGACGACCGCGCCGUCAGCCACAGUAACAGGUGAGGAUCCGUCCUUCUCGUUCAUUCCCCCUAUCUGUGGCGCUUGCAAGCUGACAUGCAUCCCUUUCUAUAGCGCCAAACGCCCCAGGCGUGACCGUCCCACCACCCCCCGCCACCCCCGUAGCCACCGUCUCGCCCGAAGAUACAAGAAAUACCAACCACAAGAGAUCCCGCCCGGUGUUCCAGAGUAUAACUUCAGGAUGUGCCAGAACGACAUCAUCUUGAUGGGCACGCAAGGAAGAGCAUCACGAUAG